AUGGAGAGCUAUAUCGAAACAGAUUUGAUUGUUAAUCACAAGGACACGGAGUUAAGGUUGGGAUUACCUGGAACUAUUGUUAGAAGCAACAAGAGAUCUUUUUCACCGGAAACAAGUGUUGAAGAGUCUUCCGUUUGCAAUGCUUCUAGUUCCUCAACCAUAAGUGAUCAUGACCAAUGCAGUGUUCAACAACCUUCAAAGGUACAAGUAGUUGGAUGGCCACCAAUUAGAUCAUUUAGGAAGAACAGAUUACAACAGAAGAAAGAUGAAGAAGGAAGUGGAAUGUACGUGAAAGUGAGCAUGGCUGGUGCACCUUACUUGAGAAAGAUAGAUCUCAAUGUUUACAAAAGUUAUUCAGAACUUCUCAUAGCUUUGGAAAAUUUGUUCAACUGCACAUUUGGUGAAUAUUCAGAAAGAGAAGGGUAUAAGGGAUCUGAGCAUGCACCUACUUAUGAGGAUAAGGAUGGUGAUUGGAUGUUGGUUGGAGAUGUUCCAUGGAACAUGUUCAUAUCCUCCUGCAAGAGGUUGAAGAUAGUGAAAGGAUCAGAGGCAAAGGGGUUGGAAUGUUUAUGA
Molecule: messenger RNA, 573 nt
Organism: Vicia faba (fava bean)
Lineage: Eukaryota; Viridiplantae; Streptophyta; Magnoliopsida; Fabales; Fabaceae
Source: the annotation of a GenBank genome assembly